AGGCUUGAGAGUGCAGCUCUCUGCAGACCGUGUCCUGCAUUCCCAUCAGUCACACUGGACUCCUGGCGUUGACUCCUCGAGCAGCCUUGUGUUUUAAGUUUUGAGGAGGAAAAGAAGUGUUACUAAUACUAAUCAGAGUAUCCAUGGAGCUGGAGGAAGGCGCCCACAACCCCGGGUACCGGGAUGCGGACGGCUCCUCGCCGGGGCCCCCCGAGCCGGCCCCGGCCCCGGGGGAGACGCGGGGCCCCGCCGCCGCGGACGCGUACACGCAGCUGAAGCCGUACGCCGGGAUGCCCAGGGAGGUGCUGCUGCUGCACUCGUCCCGGCUCUGCUACCGGGUCCCCCGGGAGCUGCUGUUCUGGCUGACGGUGAUCUGCAGCCUGGCGCUGCUGGCCGUGACCGCGGCCGUGAUAGCGCUGUCGCCGCGCUGCCUCAGCUGGUGGCAGAGCUCACCUGUGUACCAGGUGUACCCGCGCUCCUUCAGGGACUCGGACGGGGACGGGGUCGGGGACCUCAAAGGAAUUAUGCAGCAGCUGGAUCACUUCCUCUACCUCAACGUCAAGUCUGUGUGGAUCGGGCCUUUCUACCGCUCUCCCAUGAAGGACUUCGGCUAUGAUGUGGAGGAUUUCCGGGACAUAGACCCAGUCUUUGGGACCAUGCAGGACUUUGAAGAUCUCUUGGCUGAAAUGCACAAGAAGGGUUUGAAGCUGAUCAUGGACUUCAUUCCCAAUCAUUCCAGUGACCGUCACCUCUGGUUCAACAUGAGUCGGAUCAGAAAUCCUAACUACGACAAGUACUACGUCUGGGCUGACUGCAAUGCGACUACGAAGCCUAAUAACUGGGUGAGUGUGUUUGGAAACUCAUCGUGGAGCUACGAUGAAGCCAGGGGGCAAUGCUACCUGCACCAGUUCCUCAAAGAGCAACCAGACCUGAAUCUACGGAACCCACAUGUCAUCCAAGAGAUCAUUGAUCUUAUUAAUUUCUGGCUGUCGAAGGGGGUGGAUGGGUUCCGGAUGGAUGCAGUGAAGUACAUGCUGGAAGCAACACACCUGAGGGAUGAACCUCAGGUGGAUCCCAACAAACCACCAGAGGAAAUAGCUACAGAGUGGGACCUCUUCCAUGACUAUACCACGACUCAGGUGGGCUUGCACGACAUUCUGAGGGAGUUUAGAGCCGAGAUGGACAUUUACAGCCGCGAGCCCGGACAAUACAGGUUUAUGGUAACCGAAUCAUAUGAUUCUGAGGAAGUGGACAAGACCAUGUUGUACUACGGUACUCCCCAGGUUAAAGAAGGUGACUUUCCCUUUAACUUUUACCUUCUGGACUUGCCUCGUAACAUGAGCGGCUACUGGACUAAACAUCUGGUUGAACUCUGGAUGUCCAACAUGCCCAGAGGAGAGUGGCCCAACUGGGUGGUUGGGAACCAUGAUAGACCUAGAAUUUCUUCAAGCGCUGGUCCCAUGUUUACUCGUGUCAUCAACAUGCUGCUGCUGACCCUCCCUGGCACACCGACAACCUAUUACGGUGAAGAGAUCGGCAUGGAGAAUGUUAACGUAACAGAGAGUCAGAUGCAGGACCCUGCUGGCAAAUACAAUUCGAGUAACAGUCGGGACCCAGUGCGGUCCCCAAUGCAGUGGAAUAGUGGCAUUAAUGCAGGUUUCAACAAUAAAACCAACAUCACCUGGUUACCUGUUCACCCUGAUUAUGAAACCGUCAAUGUGGAGGUCCAGAUGAACGAUGAAGGUUCUGUAAUGUCCCAGUACCGGGCCCUGAACAUCCUGCGCCAGUCGGAGCUCCCCUUUCAGCGUGGGUGGUUCUGCUACGUCCACACUGAUGCCAGUGUUUUCUCUUUCCUCAGAGAGCUUGAUGGGUACAGAACCGCGUACCUCAUGGUGCUAAACUUUGCUAAAGAAUCUGCAAUCACAGAUCUGUCCUCCGUUCACGAGUUACCCGACCAGUUGUGGGUGCAGAUAAGCACAAACCCAGCCAAUGAUGGAAAGGUCUUUCAGAAGUCUCGCAUAGAGACGGGUGCCGGCGAGGGUUUGGUGAUUCAGUACACGACCCAUAGUCGCUUUCAUCCCAACCAUCCUUCAGAGUGCUACGUCUCUGAGAAGGCCUGCUAUUUGGAGACCAUUGAUAUACUAUAUACAUGCUAACAAAACUGCAGUGAGUCAUUACAAAUUCAAAAACAA
Cololabis saira (Pacific saury) is the source of this 2192-nucleotide messenger RNA. It is a transcript of the gene slc3a1, whose product is annotated as solute carrier family 3 member 1. Gene Ontology annotation, biological process: amino acid transport; carbohydrate metabolic process. The coding region runs from base 144 to 2156 and encodes 670 amino acids. The record is from RefSeq and is a predicted model, not a curated record. The transcript is spliced from 10 exons. NCBI's taxonomy places the organism in Eukaryota, Metazoa, Chordata, Actinopteri, Beloniformes, Belonidae.